Messenger RNA from Adelges cooleyi (spruce gall adelgid), 1417 nucleotides. It is a transcript of the gene mRpL3, whose product is annotated as 39S ribosomal protein L3, mitochondrial. Gene Ontology annotation, molecular function: structural constituent of ribosome. Gene Ontology annotation, cellular component: mitochondrial large ribosomal subunit; ribosome. The record is from RefSeq and is a predicted model, not a curated record. Gene Ontology annotation, biological process: translation. The transcript has a single exon. The coding region runs from base 166 to 1299 and encodes 377 amino acids. NCBI's taxonomy places the organism in Eukaryota, Metazoa, Arthropoda, Insecta, Hemiptera, Adelgidae.
CGUAAAUUAGUGAUAAACAUUAAGCAAUUUGUAAGAACACAAGUUUUUGGUUUCUUAAAAAGUGAAAUGUUUUGAGUAAAUUCGAUACGAUUUUCUUAAAACUAUAUAGUUUUGAAAUUAAAAAAAAAUACAGUGUAACGAUAAAAACUACAAGAAGCAAACAAUAUGUACGAUAUUGUGAAACAUACAAUUCUCAAGAUACCCAAGUCGUUGAAUUUAAAAUUAAACGAGCCGGCAUUAUUUAUUCAGUCUCGAUGUGCUCACAACAUCCGACCGCCUCGUAUUAAAUACCCCAUGUGGUAUUUACAACGAGAACGUGCCAAAGACGAACAGUUUUUGACCGACGACAAUCGUGCGUUUGUCAAAGAAGCCGUUCACGACAAGUUUGGUAUGCCGGCCGUAGUUCACGGGAUAUCCACAUACGAACUGCGUUCGCCACUCGUUGAGAAUCCAAUUGUCACGGACAACAUAAAAUGGCAUCCAAAAUUAGAUCGUACGGGUGUGAUCGCCCGAAAGCUUGGCAAUUACCCCAUGUGGUUAAACAACGGUAAAAGUGUGCUGACAACGCUUUUCCAAGUUAUCGAUAACCACGUCGUCAAGUACAUACCCCCUGGAGAAUUCGACCCGCCUCGAAAACCGUACAGCUGUCCGAAUUACAAGAAGAAACUGGGAUGCCUUCUGGUCGGCGCCGAGAGUGCGGAUCCACAGUAUUUUACAAAAGAAUACUGCGGCCUGUUCUACAGGGAAGGAAUGAUGCCAAAGAAAUAUCUAGGCAGAUUUCUAAUAUCUCCAGAAGCCGCUUUGCAAACGGGCACUCCGCUUUUAGCGUCACAUUUUCGUCCUGGAGAUUUUAUAGACAUUCGUGGAAAAACUAUCAACAGAGGUUUCCAAGGCGUGAUGAAGCGUUGGGGUUUUCACGGUAUGCCCGCUACUCACGGUGUAACAAAGUCUCACCGGAGAGGCGGCAACAUCGGUCACGGAGGUGAAAAAGGAAGAGUCUUUCCGGGUACGAAAAUGCCUGGUCACAUGGGCAACAGGUUCAGAAUGCACAGAGGCGCAGAGAUCUUGAGAAUCAAUCACAAGUACAACGUCAUUUGGGUUAAAGGCGUUGCAUCUGCCGGCGAAACCAAUUCAAUAGUAUACUUGUACGAUACAAAAUUACCGCUGAAAAAACACAAAACCGAACCGCCGUUUCCGACGUCGAGUAAAUCUGAAGAAGACGAUCAAAUCGUAGAUGCCUACAGAGAUGAUAUGUACAAAUUUACCGACCAAACUAUCACUUUCGAAGAAGAAAAGUAGAAUGAGCAAUGUUUAAAAAUAAUAUUUCAAACAUAUUACGUCAUCGUUUUGUUGUAUGUUUUUUUUUAUUGAAAUAAAUAAAUUCUCGAAAACAUUUAUUUCGUGAACUACUAUUAAA